CACGUGAAUACCUGCCCUGAGCUGAGCUCGAGAUUGGACUGGAGGUGUUUUGGGGUGGUAGAGAAGAACGACACAAUACAACAUGUCUCUUACUGUGGUAGUGAAGUCUGCUUCUUCUCUUCCAAACUUGGAGAGAUUCAGCAAGAGUGAUCCAAUGGCUGUCCUCAUUUUCCAAGGAGUCAAGCAAAAGACAAAGUCCAUCGAUAACAACUUAGACCCUGUUUGGGAUGAGACUUUAGAAUGGCCGUUAUCGGUUGCUCCAUCACCUUCGGAAGUGAUCCAAAUUGACAUUUAUGAUUACGAAAAGCUUGGAAAGAACAAGCUAAUGGCUAGAACUGAGUUCAGUAUGCGUGAAGUUAUCAGUAAAGGAUCAGCUAGUCCAACCUUGACAUUAAAGGGAAAGAAAGGAGAUGUCCUCAAGUCAACGAUUAGUUUGACGAUAUCAUAUACUGCCCCAGACACAGGAGGAGGGGGUGGGGGAGGAGGAGGAGGAGGAGGAGCAACUGCUGGAGGAGGAGGAGGAGGAGGUGAUGGAGAAGAUGAAGACGAAGAUUUUGAUGCUGGUGGUGGUGGCGAUGGCGACGGUGGAGAUAUUGGUGGAGAAGGAGGGGAAGGAGAGGAAGCAGGAGGGGGUGAGCCUGGUGUGACCGCCAUUGAUCCUGAUUCUGUUGGAGCUGGAACUGUGGAAGCGAGGAAGAAAGCAAAGAGGAGAGCUGCUCGAGCAAAACUGUCAAAUAAGCCAAUGGACUUUCAGGUUCGUGUGCAUGUAAUUGAGGCUCGAAAGCUACAAGGUGGAGGGUUGAACCCUGUAGUUAAGGUAGCUUGUGGACAACAGAUUAAGGGAACCAGCUCAAGAAAAGGAACUAAUAAUCCUUUCUUUGAUGAAAUGCUUUAUUUUAAUUUUAACGAGAGGCCAGCUGAACUGUUUGACAAGAUAUGUGAGAUAAAGGUCCUCAAUGCUAAAGUGUUGCUCCUGGAGUCUUUAAUUGGAUCGUUCAAAUUUGACAUUGGAAUGGUUUACGAUGAACCAGAGCACUGUUUUAUUCACAAGUGGCUCUUACUAACUGAUCCUGAUGACCCUUCCGCUGGCCCUAAAGGCUACCUAAAGUUCUCUAUCAAUAUCAUUGGCCCUGGUGACGACCCCAAGCCCUCUCCCUCCACCAUCAGCCAGGACUCCGUCGAUAUCGAGGCUAACUUGCUCCGCCCAUCCGGCGUGAGGCUCCAAUCCGGUGUCCUGUAUUGUCGCAUCUAUCGAGCGGAGGACAUGCCUCAGAUGGAUCCUGGGUAUUUCGAGGGUGUCAAAAAGUUCCUCAAGGUUGGUACCGUUCAAAAGGAGCUCGUUGAUCCGUAUUGCACUGUCAACUUUGCUGGUCACAAAGGAAGGACUAAGGCUAUCAUGAAUGAGCAGGAUCCUGAAUGGAACACACAAGUUAAUCUCGCCAUUAGGUUUCCGUCAAUGUGCGAGAGAAUCAAAUUUCAAUUGAAGGACUAUGACAAGUUGAAUAAAGAUGAUUUCAUUGGCACGUGCUUUCUUAACCUCACAGAAAUAUCAGCUCCUGGUGACAAUGGUUUUCUUCCUACAUUUGGUCCGUGUUUUCUUAACGUUUAUGGGUCUCCAAGAGAAUUCACUGACUUGCCGGACAAGUUUGACUACCUCAACAAGGGAAAGAUUGAUGGCGUGGCUUACAGAGGCCGUGUCAUGGUUGAACUCAACAUGGAGAUCGGCAAGCAGCCAGCUCAGCGCUACGAAGACAUCAAAAUUGUCGACAUCAACAAAUUGACGCCGUUUUUGAGAAGAAGAAAGUACAAACUAUUUGCAGCAUUUUUCUCAGCCACAAUGAUAAAACCAGCAGAUUCACCUGUUGAAUUUGAAGUGUCUAUAGGUAAUUAUGGUAACAAGCUGGACGAGAAUGUCCCCGCUCAAGCCUCAACGACUCCUCCCUCUAAUCCUGUUUAUGACGGGAAUGCGUAUUAUUAUUUGCCAUGGACCCAGCAGAAGCCCUGUGUGGUCAUUGACAGCCAGUGGGAGGACGUUUCGUUCAGGAUUGCAACACAAAAUAUUUUGUUACAUAUUGCCGAUAAACUGAAUAAUGGCUUGCAACAAGUCCAGAUUAAGAUGACACAUGAGAAGUACGACCACAAUGAGUGUAGGGACAUCUUACUGACUGCACUACAAGAUGCACUGGAAGACAUCGAGCACGGAAUUCCUGAUCUUCCUCCUACUGGUUUUACACAGCUUGACAAAUACAGGCACAAGUCACGUUUAGAAGAGCUUGGUUUAAUGCUAGGAGAAGCUAAGCAGUUGUUGACAACCCCCGAGGGGACUCCGGUCGAAAACCUCACGCUACAACCUGUCAUGGACUUGGUGGAAGAGUUUCAUUCAAGACUCAAGAACAUUGCUGUAGAGCCUCAAAACUGUAUUCCUGAUGUUAUUGUUUGGAUGCUCUCUGGGAACAAGAGGGUCGCCUUUGCAAGGAUACCGUCCAGUCAACUCAUGUAUUUAGAAAAAGCUAAAGAAAGAGGAAUCAAGUGUGGAAAGAUCAUCAACCUCAGGCUCAAGCCACCAGCAGUUGAGAAGGAGUCAGAUUUGGAGGGAACUAAUCCACCUGGGGCCCUCCUUCGUGUUCUGAUUUGGUUAGGACUUGAACAGCAUCAGAGUGAAUGGGCCAGAUCAGCUCCAGGAGGUGAAGUAGCUGUAUUUGCAGAGACUUACGAGAACAACGCAUUCUUCCUUGGUAGAUGGGGCACCACAGCCCUAAUGAGACCCAAUUGGUCUGACGCUAAAGGAAAGAUAGUCCAGCCUAUGGAAGCGUUUGAGCCACCACCUGUUGGUUGGAAAUGGGACGGGGAGUGGGAGGUGAAGCCGGAGUUGAGUAUUGCCUAUGAACCUGACGAGGGACUCAAUGAAUGGGCCGAAGAUAUUUAUGAGCAUCAGACUAGACGACCUUUCUCUAGUUGGCCAGCUGAUAUGUCACAGUCUUCAUGGUUCAAUGUGCAUGGUGAUGAGUUUAUAGAGGAGGAUGGUAAGAACAAGAAGAAACUAACUCGUGAUGACGUUGAGCUCCCUGAGGGCUGGUCCUGGUCCACUGAAUGGCAGGUGGACACCAACAGAGCUUGCGAUGAAGAGGGUUGGGAGUAUUGCCUGGAGCCAGAGAUGGGUGCUUGGAAUCCUUUCGAACGGAACCAUCACCACACGAGGAGGAGGCGCUGGGUCAGGACUCGUACAAGAAUACUGGACGCUUCGAUUGUAGCCAAGAAAAAGAAAAAGAAAGAGGCCCAGAUAAAGGAAGGUUAUGAAUACGCUCGGUUCCACAACGCUACGUACCACAGCACUGAUCAUAAAUUGGACCUUGCCAGAAGAAGGCGUUGGCUUCGUAAAAUGAUAGCAACUGAUCCUGGGAAACCUCCAAUAUUCUAUUUCAAGGGAGACGAAAAGAAAAAGAAGAAGAAGAAGAAGGAUGAUGACAGCGACGAUGAAGAGGAGGACACUAGGAAACAGCAGGCACCGAGAAUGUUUGUGACCUUUAAAGAUCCUUAUAAAUAUCAUUUGCGUGCAUACAUAUAUCAAGCAAGAGAUCUUUAUGCCAGCGACAAAUCUGGUCUAUCAGACCCUUAUUGUAUCAUAUCGUUUGAUAGAUACAGUCAGACCACGAGAUAUGUUCCAGAGUCUUUGUGUCCAACUUGGGACGAGACUAGGAUUUUUGACGGCAUCAGGAUGUUUGGGAGUCCAAAGGUCUUCCAAGAAUGUCCGCCAAAGAUAAUAGUUGAAUUAUUUGACAAGGACACCAUAGGUAAAGAUGAGUAUCUUGGUACGGUAGAGUGUAUCCCCACGGUUAAACUAUCUAAUGAUGAUGCUGGUGCCAGGCUCCAAUGGUUUGAAGUCAAGAGGUACGGGCAGUAUGCUGGGGACCUCCUUGCAGCCUUUGAGCUAUUCUGGGAUAAUGAUCGUGUUGAUUUGCCUUUUGCUCCACCAACUUCUGAUGAGGGUCACUUCCUUGUACCUAGUGGUAUCAGACCAACCCUACAGAAAACUAGAAUUGAAGUGUUGUGUUGGGGUGUACGAGACAUGAAGAGGUUUAGAUUGCUCCAGGUUACAUCCCCGCUGGUUGAGUUAGAGUGUGGAGGUAAUGUUGUGAAGACGACUCACAUUAAAGACACUAAGAAGAAUCCUAACUUCCCUGAGCCUGUCAUAUCCAUGGAUGUUCUUUUGCCUAAAGAAGAGAUGUAUGCUCCUCCAUUUAACAUCAAAGUCUAUGAUAAGAGGGCAUUUGGGCAGCUGCCAAUGGUCGGAUGUCACGUUAUUAAAACUCUUGAGGACUUCCACGUUGACCCGUCCCCUGGCUCACUAGUAGCUGGUAGGGACCCCACAUCUUCUGAAGGUACAGGCAUGGUUGCUAUGCCUGGUGAAGGAGGUGAAGAUGUUGCUAUAGCUCUUGAAAAGGAAGGAGAUGUGCUUGAUACUGACCCUGACAACAAGAAAGACGUCAAGUUUGACUGGUGGUCGAAAUAUUAUGCUUCAAUAAAAGACGAGAAGAGAACACAGCAAGAGUACCUUGAUGAAGGACACGAUUUGAUGAAGGUAAUUGAAGGAGAGCUGGAAGAUGCCUAUAACAAUUUUAACGAUCUUGCUCAAACGUUUCACCUUUAUCGUGGUAAAGGUGGGCGUGACCCUGAUGACCCCGAGGGUCAAUGUGUCGGGAAGUUUAAAGGCUCCGUUAAAGUUUACCCACUUCCUGACGAUGGAUCUCCUGAACCGCCUAAAAUCCUGAGUCAUAUCCCGGCUUCAAAACCAGUUAAAGUUAUUGUUAGGGUUUACAUCGUUAGGGGUAUUGACCUUCAGCCUCAAGAUCCAAAUGGAAAAUCUGAUCCAUUCAUUAAACUGGCCAUUGGAAAGCACAAACUCAGUGAUGUUGAUAAUUACAUUCCUAAUAAUCUCAAUCCUUUAUUUGGUCGCAUGUACGAGCUACCAGCAACCCUCCCACUCGACCACACCCUUGAGAUAAAGGUCAUGGACUAUGACAGGACCUCCGCUAAUGAUUUGAUCGGAGAAACGACCAUUGAUCUUGAGAACAGGUUCUUGACCCAGCACAGAGCUAUCUGCGGCCUACCAGAAACAUUUUCCAAGCGUGGCCCCAACCGCUGGCGUGACUAUGAGCUACCAAAGGAUAUUCUCAGUUGGUAUUGUAAGACCCAGCGAUUCCCUGAGCCGGUUUGGAUGGGAACAGAAGAAGUGUUGUUUAAUGGAACCACAUACACACUGGACCAAUUUGAAAAUAUGAAGCCCUUGCAUUCUGAUGUUGGUCUUCCUGAGCAGCGACUAGCACUCCAUAUUUUACGCCAGCAGAACAUUGUCCCUGAACACAUUGAGAAAAGGACCCUCUACAAUCCAAUGUAUCCUGGAAUAUCACAAGGUGCUCUACACAUGUGGGUGGAUAUAUUCCCUAAGUCCUCGUCUCCUCCUCAACCUGUUGAUAUUGCUCCUCGUAAACCCGAGCCUUACAUCCUGAGGAUUUGUGUCUAUAAUACGAAAGACGUCAUUCUUGAUGAGGUCUCGGUGGCUACUGGUGAAGCAAUGUCUGAUAUAUACAUUAAAGGGUGGUUGCGUGGGGAAGACGAGACUCAGAAGACUGACGUUCAUUACAGAUCAAUGGAUGGAGAGGGAAACUUUAACUGGAGGUUUGUGUUCCCGUUUAAGUAUCUAACAGCUGAGGAAACCAUGGUCAUACAGAAGAAGGAACAUUUUUACAGUCUUGAUAAGACUGAGAUGCAUUUGCCACCUCGUCUGACUUUGCAAGUUUGGGAUAACGACCUUUUCUCUCCUGAUGAUUUUAUCGGUACUGUUGAUUUCCAUCUUGCUGCUCUCCCCCAAAGUGCCAAGAGUGCAGAGGAGUGUUCUCUAGAGCAGCUACCUGAGCCAGGGCGGGAAGUUAAACUUGACAAUUUGUUUGAAAGGAAGAGAGUGAAGGGUUGGUGGCCAAUGUACAGCGAAGAGGAAGGAGAGAGGACACUAUCAGGUAAAGUUGAGUUAGAGAUGGAGAUAGUUACGUUAGAAGAGUCACAGAUCAGACCAGCUGCUAAAGCUCGUGACGAGCCCAACUUGAAUCCGGUACUUUUGGAACCAAAACGUCCGGAAACCUCAUUUUUUUGGCUCACAUCUCCACUGAAGACAUUUAAGCAUAUUGUGUGGAAGUACUACAAGUGGCACAUAAUAUUUGGUAUAAUUUUGGUAUUGACCAUCAUAAUGCUGGUUAUAUUCAUAUACACAGCCCCGAAUUUCUUGGCUCAAUAUCUGUUGGAUCGUAUCCUGCCAUUCUAAAUAUAGAACUAAGACUUUUUGCCAUCACAAAUAUAAUUUUCCUUUUUUUUCAAACGCUUGGUUAAUGACUUUUAGACUUUGUAGUUCUCCUUUUAGUUGCUAUAUUCCAUUAUUUUUAGUUGCUUCAUUUUGUAGUCAUUGAUUAUUAUUAUUGAUUGAUUAA
Messenger RNA from Amphimedon queenslandica, 6479 nucleotides. Its product is annotated as myoferlin-like. Gene Ontology annotation, cellular component: membrane. The transcript has 47 exons. Gene Ontology annotation, biological process: plasma membrane organization. Bases 83 to 6316 code for a protein of 2077 amino acids. NCBI's taxonomy places the organism in Eukaryota, Metazoa, Porifera, Demospongiae, Haplosclerida, Niphatidae. The record is from RefSeq and is a predicted model, not a curated record.